Messenger RNA from Rotaria socialis, 2343 nucleotides. The record is from the annotation of a GenBank genome assembly. Lineage: Eukaryota; Metazoa; Rotifera; Eurotatoria; Philodinida; Philodinidae.
AUGGCAACUUUAGUCUUGUCUAAAUCCGAUUGUUCCGACAAAAGACAUCGUAUUAAAUCUGCAAUCGAUUGGGGUACAGGUAAACCACGGAUUAAAGCGAAUAGAUCAGGUUCUUUUCGUUUAUCGGGCACUUUCCUGCAUAGUGGUGAACCAAUUUUGCAAACAUAUCGAAAUACAGCUUUAACAUUAAGUAAUCUACGAACUAACGAUGAAUUAGUACCUGCACCACUUCAUACAACGAAUAUCACUUCGCAUGAAUUAUCAUCAGAAUUUCCCUCAAAUCAUCCAUUUGCAUCUCAUAUAUCUGACAAAGCUGUUUUCCCGACAGCAACCGCUAAUUUGCAUGAUCGUCCUUCAACAUGUACUGAUCCUUAUGUUGUAACACAUAAGAUUCGAGGUAAUCCAUUUCGUCGUGAAGUGCAUUACUACGGAUUUCAACAAGAGCAUCAUCGAGCUUUGAAAUGGCCAGAUCAACAUCGUAUGCAAUUAUCUCGAUCACUAAGUAACACUGAAACAUCAUCAUCGAUUUAUCCUUGGCCACGCAAAAUAUUUGCCCCCAACAAUAAAAAGUCAAUUCCAAAUUCACCAAAAAAUAAUUCGAAUAAAAUUAAAGAACGACAUUCACUUGAAACUACUUAUCAAAGUAAUUAUUCAAAUCAAGAAGGAUUAGCUUCUCGUAGUGAGUACGACGAAACAAUAAUAAAGUCACCUUCACCGAAUGAACAACUGAAACCUCAUUUUAACGAGACAUUCGAAUCAACAAUUCCAAUAGAAGAUAUGCAGACUAUCCACAUGAACGGAAAUCAUCAACAAUCGACUGAUCUUGAACAAUACUACGCACCAAUAGAAACAAUACAAACUAUGAGUUUAAAUGAAAAACUCGAUGAUCAUUUGCGUAAUGGAACAGAUUAUAUUAAUUUUCCUGAGCAUGUUUAUUCAACUCAACGAGCACCAACAUGGAUUCCUGAAGAAGAAGCAUUAAAUUAUACUCAAGUUAAACCCCGUGAAAUUCGUUAUCUUGAUCAACUUCGACCAACAUCAAAAGGCAGUCAAUUACUGAAUGAUCAUUAUGCAAGUCAUCGACAAAUGGACGCAGAAAAUCGUCUUCAACAAUUAGAAGUUAUUCGUCCAACAGAAAAUAUUAAUUUACUUAAUGUUAAAUUACAAAGUCUCCAACAUCCACGUCAUGCUCGACCUAUUUUACCUCAAUAUCGUGAUGAUUAUGUCAACACAUUAUAUGAUCAAGUGGGUACAUAUGUUCAAGAACGAUCAGGUCUCUAUCAUACUCAAAACUAUGAUCCAAAUGUGCUUGUUCAAGCAAUACCAGACCUUGAAUAUCAACAAGAGAACACUACAACAGAAAAUGAAGUUGAUCAAUUAUUGAAUACCGGUGAACAAAUUCAAAAUAGAGCUAAUCCAGUAUUAUUCCAACGUCGAGCACUUGGUGAUUAUCAAAAUAUGCGGAAUCAUCUUCUCCGCAAAUUAAGUGUUCCACAUGAUGCUUCUACUGUUGAUAGUCGUACACAGGAAGGUAAAAAACAAUUUGUUCAACGUGAAACUAUCUAUGGUCAAGGAUACAAUACGAAAAAGUUUCUUCAAGAAAAUACUCUAUUAAAUAAUGCACGUAUUGAUCCAAGUCGUUUAAUGAGUACGACAUAUAAUAAUGAUCUUGAACGAGUACGAAGUUUAAAUAGUUAUCCAAUGAAAGCCAUUUCAAAUUCAUCAAUGAACAAUUAUUCAGAAUUUCCCAAUGCUAAUCUUGUUAGUCCAGUUAUUCGUCCAUCAGCGUCGGCUGAAUUGUAUAAAACAAAUUCUAUUAAUGAACAUACAAAUGGAUAUUUACGUCGACCAACAGUUCGUGUUUAUGAUUCACCAUUUAAAACUGAUCAUAAUACAACAGUAAAUAAAGUAUUUCAACAACAAACAGUUCUGCCACAAUCGAAUCCUUCUCUUCAAGUGCCUCCACAAAUUCCACGUUCAGUUAAAACAAAUUUACGUUUACCAGGUCCAGAAGUUGUUGCUCGAUUUACUGAGCCCAACAUUGAUCCACCUACCACCUAUCAACGUUCAUACAAAGAUAUAUCUUAUCACGAGACAAUCCCUCAAAUAAAACGGCCAACAAAAAAUAAUCCUCAAGACUCAAAUCGUUCAUCGCAUGUUCUUCUUAGAGAAUGUAGAAUACUCGAUCUUCAAGAUCAAUGGUCAAAAACUCAAGCCCAACAACAGUAUCAUAUUGAACAUCCAGAAGCUGUACCUUAUGUUGGCGCUGGUACAAUGCGAGCUAAAAAAGAAAUCCUUAUAGCUGAUGCGAUUGCUAAAAAAGCAAUGAUGACAGUUAGAUGA